AUGUCAAAUCAUAGGUGUCAAAAAUCAUGGCAACAAUUAUUGCCGUCUAACUAUAAUAAAGAUAUAGCACCCGUCAAUAAUGGACAGCCAGUCGAUGUCUAUGUUUCAAUGGUUGUACUGUCCUAUAAGCCAGAACCAGGUGCCGAACAGGCGGUUCGUAUAGAUUUUUUCUAUCAGCUCGAGUGGUACGACCAUCGGCUACGGGCGCCGGACGACGAAAAGGUAACACUAGGCGCCCAAUGGAAAGACAAACUAUGGGUUCCGGACACCUAUUUCAGGAACAGUAUGUCAGGCGGUAUACCGAUUGGUUUGUCGCCUACGGUCUAUUUUGUUGUGACCAACAGCACCCGUAUGUUUAUGGCGGCCCGUUAUCAGCUAGUAUUGGCCUGUGAUAUGGAUUUCAGAAAAUUUCCAUUUGAUAGACAGUCGUGUCCUAUCAAUAUUACUACAUUAUCCAACACAAUAGAAACGGUACAAUUGUAUUGGUCCGGGUUUAGGAUUGGCAGUCAUGUAGUGCUACCCGAGUUUGAAAUAGAGGACUACGAAGUUGUCGAGUGUAUCAAACGUAUUACCGGUUUGGGUAUAUUUAGCUGUUUGAAAGUUAUCGUAUAUAUUGAACGAAAUAUUGGCAAAUAUCUGGUCAAACGAUACAUACCGUCAACAUUGAUAGUCAUUAUGACGUUCAUUGGUUUCUGGUUACCCCAGUCGGCAGUACCCGGACGGGUAGCCCUGUCCAUAACCGGACUGCUGGCACUGGUAGCCCAGCAAAUACAGGGUGAGAUCAACAUAUCAUAUAUCUAUGCGCUGGAAGUCUGGACUAUCAUAUGUAUAGUAUUUGUAUUUUUGACACUAAUUGAGUUUGCAUUGGCCGUGGGUUGGCCUCAACAAUAUAGUGAGGAACAACACCACCAGCAGAACAACCUGGUGUUCGGUAACAAUCGACUGACCAAACGGUUGGCCAAUUUUGUUGCCCCCGACCUACGUAACAAUCGGGUGGAUAAAGUGUCCAGAUUUUUAUUUCCCAUAGCUUUCGGCCUUACAAUCAUUGUCUACAGUCUAACCUAUUAUAAUCUGUAA
Molecule: messenger RNA, 1077 nt
Organism: Oppia nitens
Lineage: Eukaryota; Metazoa; Arthropoda; Arachnida; Sarcoptiformes; Oppiidae
Product: glycine receptor subunit alpha-4-like
Exons: 5
Coding region: 1-1077 (358 amino acids)
Biological process (GO): regulation of membrane potential; chemical synaptic transmission; signal transduction
Cellular component (GO): synapse; membrane; neuron projection
Molecular function (GO): neurotransmitter receptor activity; transmembrane signaling receptor activity; chloride channel activity
Source: RefSeq, a predicted model, not a curated record